CCAAAGUGCUCUGCGCUGCGCCACAACUCCUAGCAGUUCUUGCGCUUUUCAGCACCAGUGUGCGCCUGGCGCCCUCCCCAGACCAGGCUGCGGAGAGCGUCCACUGACCUAGCCAAGGGUAGAACUCAGAGCAACACCCGCCGGUCCUCUUCCUCCGGAUCUCAAUUCAAAGGGUGGGCAGAGCAGGGCCGGGUGCCCUCCGACCCCCGCAGACGACCCUCAGGCCCCGGCGUACUUUCUAGGGCAGCCCGUCCCCUUUGCAGCCGCUGUUUGGAGAGCUGAAAAAGGGCGAUCGGGCCGGAGGGCUGCCCGAAGCCGCCCAGGAGACUCCUCUGGACGCCAGCUCUGGACUGGGCGGGAGGACUGGAGCGCGCCGGCGUGGUGAGUGGGGGUGCAAAGUUGGGGGCUUGAGCCGCCCGGAGCGGAGCGCGGAGCCCGGCGCGGUGUCCGCGUCUCAUGAAUAUGCACGAGCCACCUCCCUCCCUCCUUGACGUCACGGACCGUCUCGGGGCGAGCUCCGGAGCCGCUCAGGGUCCGCGCCAGUGAGCGCGGCUGCUGCUGGCGAGCGCGCGGCGCGGCGGAGGGCACCGGAGGCCGGGCGCGGCGGCGACGGAGAGGGCACCGAGGCGCACCCUGCGGGCGCCGAGGAAAACCCGCGGCGCGGGGACAUCCGGAGGCGACAGCCGGCGCGGGCAGUAGGUGGCGGCGGCAGCUCGAAGGCGGCUUCGGCGGCGAGGAUGCUGCCCGGGAGGCUGUGCUGGGUGCAGCUCCUGCUGGCGCUGGGCGUGGGGAGCGGCGGCGGCAGCGGGGACAGCCGGCGGCGCCGCCUCCUUGCGGCCAAAGUCAACAAACACAAGCCAUGGAUUGAGACUUCAUAUCAUGGAGUCAUAACUGAGAAUAAUGACACAGUCAUUUUGGACCCACCUCUGGUAGCGCUGGAUAAAGAUGCACCGGUUCCUUUUGCAGGGGAAAUCUGUGCUUUCAAGAUCCAUGGCCAGGAGCUGCCCUUCGAGGCUGUGGUGCUCAAUAAGACAUCCGGGGAGGGCCGGCUCCGCGCCAGGAGUCCCAUCGACUGCGAGCUGCAGAAGGAGUACACAUUCAUCAUCCAAGCCUAUGACUGUGGUGCUGGGCCUCGAGAGAUGGCCUGGAAGAAGUCACACAAGGCCGUGGUCCAUAUUCAGGUGAAGGAUGUCAAUGAGUUUGCUCCCACCUUCAAAGAGCCAGCCUACAAGGCCAUCGUAACAGAGGGCAAGAUCUAUGACAGCAUACUCCAGGUGGAAGCCAUCGAUGAGGACUGCUCCCCCCAGUACAGCCAGAUUUGCAACUAUGAAAUUGUCACAACAGAUGUGCCUUUUGCCAUCGACAGAAACGGCAACAUCAGGAACACUGAGAAACUGAGCUACGACCGGCAACGCCAGUAUGAGAUCUUGGUGACAGCCUAUGACUGUGGACAGAAACCUGCUGCUCAGGACACGCUGGUGCAGGUGGAUGUGAAGCCAGUUUGCAAGCCUGGAUGGCAAGACUGGACCAAGAGGAUUGAGUACCAGCCUGGCUCGGGGAGUAUGCCCUUGUUCCCCAGCAUCCACCUGGAGACGUGCGAUGGAGCUGUGUCCUCUCUCCAGGUCACCACGGAGCUGCAAACCAAUUACAUCGGGAAGGGCUGUGACCGGGAGACAUACUCUGAGAGAUCCCUCCAGAAAUUAUGUGGAGCCUCCUCUGGCAUCAUUGACCUCUUGCCAUCCCCCAGUGCUGCCACCAACUGGACUUCAGGACUGCUGCUGGACAGCAGUGAGAUGAUCUUUAAGUUUGACGGCAGGCAGGGCGCCAAGAUCCCGGAUGGGAUUGUGCCCAAGAACCUGACGGACCAGUUCACCAUCACCAUGUGGAUGAAACAUGGCCCCAGCCCUGGUGUGAGGGCUGAGAAGGAAACCAUCCUCUGCAACUCAGAUAAAACUGAAAUGAAUCGGCACCACUAUGCCCUGUAUGUGCACAACUGCCGCCUCGUCUUCCUCUUGCGGAAGGACUUUGACCAGGCUGACACCUUUCGCCCCGCAGAGUUCCACUGGAAGCUGGACCAGAUUUGUGACAAAGAGUGGCAUUACUAUGUCAUCAAUGUGGAGUUUCCUGUGGUCACCCUCUACAUGGAUGGAGCAACCUACGAGCCAUACUUGGUGACCAAUGACUGGCCCAUUCAUCCAUCUCACAUUGCCAUGCAGCUUACUGUCGGCGCUUGUUGGCAAGGAGGCGAAGUUGCCAAACCACGAUUUGCUCAAUUCUUCCAUGGCAGCCUGGCCAGUCUUACCAUCCGCCCUGGCAAAAUGGAAAGCCAGAAGGUGAUUUCCUGCUUGCAAGCCUGCAAGGAGGGGCUGGAUAUCAAUUCUCUGGAAAGCCUUGGGCAAGGAAUAAAGUAUCACUUCAACCCCUCACAGUCUAUCCUGGUGAUGGAAGGAGAAGACAUCGGGAACAUCAACCGUGCCCUACAGAAGGUCUCCUACAUCAACUCCAGGCAGUUCCCCACAGCAGGCGUGCGGCGGCUCAGAGUCUCCUCCAAAGUCCAGUGCUUUGGGGAAGAUGUAUGCAUCAGUAUCCCGGAUGUGGAUGCCUAUGUGAUGGUCCUUCAGGCCAUGGAGCCCCAGAUCACCCUUCAGGGCACAGAUCGCUUCUGGAGACCUGCUGCCCAGUUUGAAAGUGCCAGAGGAGUGAUCCUUUUCCCAGAUAUCAAAAUUGUGAGCACGUUUGCCAAACCCGAGGCCACGGGGGACCUGAAAACCACAGCCCCCAGAUCAGCAGUCUUGGAAGAAAUGCUCCACAACUUGGAUUUUUGUGACAUUCUGGUGCUUGGAGGGGACUUGGACCCAAAACAGGAGUGCUUGGAACUCAACCACAGUGAACUCCACCAGCGACACUUGGAUGCUACAAACUCCACUGCAGGCUACUCCAUCUACGGUGUGGGCUCCAUGACCCGCUACGAGCAGGUGCUGCGUCACAUCCGCUACCGCAACUGGAGCCCAGGCUCCCUCGAGUCUCGGCGGUUCCGAAUCAAAUGUUCAGAACUCAAUGGGCGCUACACUAGCAACGAGUUCAAUUUGGAGGUCAGCGUGCUACAUGAAGUCAGAGUCCCAGACAAGGAGCAUGUCAACCACCUUAUCGUGCAGCCGCCCUUCCUCCAGUCCGUCCAUCACCCCGAGGCCAGGAGUAGCAUCCAGCACACUUCAGUGGUCCCGAGCAUCGCCACAGUGGUUAUCAUCAUCUCCGUGAGCAUGCUCGUGUUCGUUGUGGCCAUGGGUGUGUACCGAGUUCGGAUCGCCCACCAACAUUUCAUCCAAGAGACUGAGGCUGCCAAGGAGGCUGAAAUGGACUGGGAUGACUCUGCACUGACCAUCACCGUCAACCCCAUGGAGAAACACGUAGCCCCAGGGCAUGGGGAAGACGAGACUGAGGGAGAGGAGGAGGAGGAAGAGGCCGAGGAAGACAUCAGCUCCAGCAGCAGCGAGGACAACAGUGAAGAGGAGGAGGAGGCGGGGAUGGGCAGAGGCAGACACGGGCAGAGCGGCCCCAGGCAAGCCCAGCUGGAGUGGGAUGACUCCACACUGCCCUACUAGUGCCUGCAGUUCCACUGCCCAGCCCACGUGUCCCUUUUGUAAAGCCCGCCCGACCCGGUGUCUGCCUGAGCCAGUCACACUCACCUCUGAUCUCUGUGACAGCUCUGGGAAGGCCUCUGCAACUUCCUCAAACCUGCCCGUGGGCAGCUCUCUGAAGCUCUGUGUCAUCAUCGGUGGGGACUUCAGGAUGGACUUUUUCCUGUAGCCCCCACUCCUCCUGCCCUGGGUUCACCUAGCAUCCUGUGAGUCACUCUGCAGAGUUAUGAACACCUUGCUCUUUUCGGUAAAGGACAAGGUCCACCUUUACGUCUCUCAGCUCCCCAGGCUCAGGGUUCCUGAGGCCCUCAGGUUCCAACUCCCAGUUCACAUCUCUCUCUACUCACAGCAGAAGGUCCUCCUUGUGCUCACUCUGCAGGUUCCUUUGUGCAGGGAAGGAGGUGGAACUUUAUACAGUAGGGCCUUAGGGCUGGACACUUGACAGAAAAGUGCUUGUUGAGACAGACUUGAGUUUACAGGGAAAGAUACACGCACGUACAUACUUCCCAGCUUGGAGAGCCUUUCCCUGUGCUUCUUGCUGAAGCCACAUAAAUUUAUAUGACAAGUUCAAAAGCAAGGAUCAGUCCUUGGCCACAAGCAGACCCUAUCCUCCACCAAAGGAGCCCGACUGCCUAAGGAGCACUGAGACCCAUGUGGCUGCCCUCCCCGGGGCACUUACCACACAAAACUACCAGACACUGGAAGUGUUCCAUACAGGCACUGCCCUGGUGACAGCCACACCAAGGUCACAGCCAGAAGUAGGAAAAGGGCUGACAGAUGACACGGUAGGGUCUCAUGGAAGAUGCAGAUGUGGAAGACAGCAGAGGGACUGAUGGGCUCCCUGGGACCAAGGCAGCCCCUAAGGUUGACAGGGCUUUCACCACCUCACCUCCUUCUCCCUUAUCUCUUGUGUUACAGUGUCUUACUCUUGAGAAAACAUUGCCCUUCGCAAAUGUACUAGAACGUUCACAAACUCCACAUGUCCAAGAUGAAAGUUUGGAAAUCUAACUGCUGGGAAUGAGCAGCGUAUUUGUAACAAUAGCAGUCGCUUCUUUCUUUUUCUCAUAAAAGGAAGAAUGCUUUGCAUAGAGGGCAAAUAUAUUCAAAACCUUAAUUUUUCUUUCUUCUUUUUUCAAUAAGGGAGUCUUUUCCAUCUCCAUUCCAACAUACACACCUCGUGAAGAGAACUGUUGCUAUAGUAACAAGUGGGUGAUUUUUGUGACCAAGAGAAUAGCAGGCAAGAAUUAAGGCUGUUAGAAACCUUCCAUGAGGCUGUAAGGACAUGUUUGUUUCAAAUGUCUUGGGUUCCUGUUUGUCCUCAGAAUGCACGAGCUACCCACCUCCUCCCAUUCCACCCCAAGCCCAUCCCAUGUUGUUUUGACACAGGCACAAAGCUGGUCCCCAGUCAGUGGCAUUCAAGUUCAACAGAAGGAUCAGCAUCUGCUUAGUGUCUUUUUUGUGUCAUCCAAUUAGAGAACAUAAGUAGGGGGACCACAACCAAUGUCCAACCUCCACUCAGUAAAGAUACACAAGAGGCCUUUCCAUGCUUCUGACUGGCGAGAGCUACCUUGGACAGCUCUUUCCAUUCCUGAAGUGUUUUGCAUCAUUUCCCUCCUUUGAACUUCCCAAUAGUCCUGUGAAAUAUUGGACACAUCUUUUGUUAGACACCUUUUUGUGAUGUGUAAACCGAGGCUCAGAGAUUCAGUGUCUUACUCACAGUUAGUCAGAGGUAUAGAUAAGUUUGGGCCCUUACCCUCCACUCUUGAUCUGGGAUUCUACUUAUGUUCAUACUGAUGUACUUAACAGGCAUUCUGAGAGCCUAUUUUGUGCUAAGCAUUCUACCAGAAGCUGUGGGAAAGCGAUAUAGCAAAAUGAGUUAAGCCCUUCCCUCCAGAGUACGUGAUUGCCACACAAGAGGCCUAGAAGUGGGCAUAGAAAUGAUACAGUGCAUGAAGAGGAAGGGGGAGGAGAAGUCACAGGAAGAAGAGGGACAUAUUCACACCCCAGCUAGUGCUCUGUUCCCUGCUUGGGAAUAACAAUGGAAGGAGCUUGAGAUUUUAUAUUCAUUGCCAGGAAAUAAACACAGUUCCUAUGAAUCAUCCCAACCACACUCCCCUUUCCUACCAGGUCAUGUCUGCACACCCAUAGGGAGAAAAUCCGCAGGGUUGGUCAGGCUGUACAAUCUCACUAUUUCAAUAAAAACAGCUUCUUCAGUCAGGUAUUUAGGAACUCCUGAGUUCUACCAAAAUUAUGGCAGUAAAAGGAAAACUUUCUAUGUUUAAAACUAAGCCCUUUUUUCACUAGGUUUUGGUUGUGAAUAUUUAAGUCUCAGGUUUCUGAGAGCACAUUUCUCUCCACUCUGUCUUUCCAGCUUGGUUGGGUGGGGAGGGCAUUUCUCGUACCCUGAGGCUGCAUUAAUCAUGAUUCGGUAGGCUGUUUGGAACAUUAGGAAAUCUAUAUGUGUUUGGGCUGCGUGGCAGAUGAAAGUGGCACUUGACUACAGCAACAAAUAUGUGUCAUUUGAGGAACCUUUGGUGACUAGACUCAAAGACACAAUGGUGACAACAAACCACAGCCCUUUCCCUGUACUUCGGCUGCAAGAGGCUACUGUGCACGCCAGCUCCAAAGAUGUGGCACUUGAAAUAUGCCGCUGGGUCAACAGGCAUUUAUCCUGUUCUCAGUACCCUAUUCAUUACCACAGAUAAAUAAGCUGACAGCUUCCGGAGGUAUCCAGAUGAGUGAUUGGUAAUAUAAUUUGCCCUGCACCUGAUAUUCUGGCCAUAAAUGAAAAAUAUCAUUAAUAAGUCUGGCAUUUUCCAGUCUGUGUGUGCUGGCAUUUUGGGAACCAAAAUUCUCAGAUGGCCUGGAUACCCUGUGACCUCUCAUUCAGACAUCUACAGCCAGGCAGGUGCAGUUUCAGACCCAUGAAUAGCAGCUAACUGGGUUGGCCCCAGGCCAGUCCGUUGCUGUCUUAGUAAGUGGAUGACAUCACAAGUUUGCUCCUCAGAGCUAGAAAACAGCCACUUUGAAACCUCUGAGGUGACCCAGAUGACAGGAAAAAGGAGAGCAAGGAAGCUCAGAUUGCACAAGGCCAGGACACAAUGCGUUCCCCAGUGGAAUAAAGCAAUAGCCUAGUUGGUGAACUGUCUUAAGAAGUACUAACAGUAUAUUCUACCAGAUUUAAUCAAAUGCUGUAAGGUUGGCCAAGGCCCAAAUUCAUUUAAAUACAAAAACAUAAUUUCAUGGGCUCCGUUUUCAUUACCACUUUCUUGAAUUUACUUAAUUCUGUAGUGCACUGUAUAGACCGAAGCCCUCUGUAUUUAACAAGGGCUAUCCCUGUAGACAUGGAUUCCCCAGGAAAACAGUGUCCUCCAUUCCUGUGUGUCACAGGUCAGCAAACUGUAUCUGCAGACAGCCAAAUAGUAAAUAUUUGUGCCUCAAGACCAUGUGGUUUCUGUUACAAGUACUAGAUUCUGCCUUGUAGCAUGAAAGCAACCACAGACAACACACAAAUGAAUGCUCCAGUGAAACGGUAUCCAUGCAUCAAUAAAACUUUACAUAUGGGCAAUGAAAAAGUAGGCAACCUGAAUUCACAUCAUUUUCAUGUCAUGAUUCUUUUUUACUCUUUUGAUUUUUAUUUCCAACUACUCAAAAUCAUAAAAACCUUUCUUGGUCCACAAACCAUAUGAAAACUAGCAGUCAACUAGAUAACCAGACGUGGUCUGAGGGCUGCAGUGUAAACGGAAGGAAAAAAAAAAAAAACCUUCCUUUCCUAGAAGAAACAAACUGUUAUCUUAGUCCUUCCAUCAACAGCUCACUGGUCUUUGCUUGUAAAUUGAACAGCAGGAAAACGCCAUAGUUCUUCAUCAAGCUCUUUCAGACGUUCGUGCUCCAGGGGAAACAAAAGCAAACAGAAACAAGACAAAACCAACAAAAACACAUGUUAUUUUUGAACUGACAAACUCAGAUGAAUAUUCCUAAGGGCCGAAGACCUUGGAUCCAGGGAACUGAUUAACUACUGCGCGCUAACUCCACGGAGGCAACUGUUAGCCCCCCAGGCUCAGCCUGAUUUCCAUCUCAGCUCUGCUCACGCCGUGGAUCUAAAAAUGAUCCUAAAGACUUGUGACUGUUUGAAUCAAUAGCAACAUGAUCAGCAGAAAGUACAAUCCAGCGCACUUGAAAAUGAGCAGUUUUCUUGGCUCUCUGACUCAAUAUUAGCAAGAGGAAGGAAAAGAGCAUUGUUUCCUAAUCAUCGUCUCACUGAAAUUAACCAACUAGGUUUUACCGACAAGUAAGGGAGUAGGUCUAAUCCUUUGAAAGAAACUGUCAGUGAAAAGUAGAUGAUGUGCACAUACAAUAAUUUUCCGGCCUCUGGGGGAUUCCUCAGCCUCCCGCAGUGUGCUCUGGCAGGCUGUGGAUGUACACCCGUCUCUAUCUGCAUCAGGCAUUUAUCAGCGCUGACAAGCCAAAACCCUCGGCUUAAUUUAAUUUUCAUGUAACCACUUUCUGUUGUCCAGCUGAAGGCAAAGGAAAUGAGCAAUGAAAGUUUUGAAGUCUA
This is a messenger RNA of Chinchilla lanigera (long-tailed chinchilla), 8196 nucleotides long. It is a transcript of the gene Clstn2, whose product is annotated as calsyntenin 2. Gene Ontology annotation, cellular component: postsynaptic membrane; cell surface. Gene Ontology annotation, molecular function: amyloid-beta binding; X11-like protein binding; kinesin binding. Gene Ontology annotation, biological process: positive regulation of synaptic transmission; homophilic cell-cell adhesion; positive regulation of synapse assembly. The record is from RefSeq and is a predicted model, not a curated record. The coding region runs from base 738 to 3602 and encodes 954 amino acids. The transcript is spliced from 17 exons. NCBI's taxonomy places the organism in Eukaryota, Metazoa, Chordata, Mammalia, Rodentia, Chinchillidae.